CUCUGCUGCACCCACAACCCUAUUUGACGGGGAAAAAGAACACCGUGUUCCUUCUGCGGCUGCUGUCUUGCGGGACAGCAACCUAUUUGAGAUGGCAGGUCAUAUGAUUGGUCAUUCUUUCCUGCAUGGUGGAAUAGGCUUCUCAGGACUCAGUUUACCUGUGGUGACGGUAUUGACUGGUGGGAGCAGUGAGACUGCAGCAUCAGUUCUGACCCUGGAGGACUGUCCUGAUAUUGACCAUCGUCAAACUAUUGGUUUACUGAAGAAUGAUGAACUUACUGCAGAAGAAAAUACCAAAGUGACUGAUCUUUGCCUGUCCUGGGAUUUUCCAUUUCCAACCUCCACCAAUCGUGUUUGGCUUUUUCAGGAACUGCUUUCACAUGCUGUACUCCACCGUGUUAAACAGCAAAUUAAGCAAAUCCGUAAAGGUCUGAAGGAAACAGGAAUCUGGCCAAUUAUUUCAGAUAGGCCAGAUGUCCACCCCUUAAUUUUUCCAAGGGAGUCAAGCGAGAAGCUCAACCCACAGUCUUUGAUCCAGGGCAUUACCUGGCCACAACCAAGCUGUGACAGCGACGAGGAUGAGGAUGACACUGUCCCACUAGAGAAAAUCGCUCUAGUCACUGGAUAUCUUCGAAAAUUCAUAGAGGAAGCAACUCCAGAUGUGCUGCGUGACCUGACCAAGUUUUGGGUUGGGUGGGAACGCCCAACUGGAAACAUGAAUGUGGAAGUUGUAACUUCUACCUAUCCAGUGGCUCUCACUUGCUUCAUGAAGUUGAAGCUCCCCAGCCACUACCAGAGCUAUACAAGUUUUCAGCAGGACUUAAUGAUGGCCCUGACCUCCAUAGAUUCUGGCUUUGGACUUGUGUAGGGGCAAAUGUGUCACUAUGGGGAAUUGUGGGCACAAUAAUUAAUGUUCUACUUUAGUUCGGCCCCAUGUUCUUUUAUCUGGCCUCAAGAAAGUGCUGCAUGUAUUGGAGAGUGUUAAUAUAGAUGUCCGCUCCAAAACAGUCAGAUUGCUGCAAUGGAUCUAUGUUGUCUUGCAUAGCCAUGGUUUCCAGCUCCGAAAGAGGACUGUCCAGUUCAGGGAUAGUAACACCAGGACGAGGUUCAUUUGUGUAGCCACUAUCCUCCCAUUGAAUCUCUGUGAUGGGUAUUACCUCAAAGUUAUUG
Molecule: messenger RNA, 1170 nt
Organism: Cololabis saira (Pacific saury)
Lineage: Eukaryota; Metazoa; Chordata; Actinopteri; Beloniformes; Belonidae
Exons: 5
Coding region: 92-868 (258 amino acids)
Molecular function (GO): ubiquitin-protein transferase activity
Source: RefSeq, a predicted model, not a curated record